CGCGCAGGAAGUUUAAACCGCGCAGCACUGACAGCGGCUCCGUUUGAACCCGUAUAAACAUUCGUCAAUUACAAGGUGCAGUCAUGGCAGAGGGGUCAGUGAUGCAGUUGGGACCGUCUGUGGACUCACACACAGCCGAUCAGAGUGGGACACACCUGAGCGGAAGGGUGGGGCUUCAGGAGGAGGGCGGAGCCAGCCAGUGGAGUGCGUACUGCAACGAGCUGCUGAUGAGAGGAGGAGAGGAGUUCAGCUUCGAGGAGCUCCGAGCCCAGAGAUACUUUCAGCAGAGGCAGGGGGAGAUGGAUGAGAGACUGAAACAUCUGAAGGAGGUGAAGGAGCAGCUGAGUGUCGAGCUGGAGGAGAAGAGGAGACUGUUACUGCUGAGGACCUCACAACAACAGGUGCUUCCUGAAGCCCCCCCCUCUCAGAGCAGAGACUCAGGUCCAGCUGCAGCCCCCUCCUUCCAGAUCUACGAUGAGUCCCCGUCUGCUGCUGCACGGCCUGCUGGGAAUUCUGAGCUGCAGGACGACGUCUUCCUCCGUCCUGACGAGAGAGGACUGUGUCUGAAGGUCCACUGUCCCCGACCAGAUGAUCGCAGAGGGAUGCCUGAAGACCUCCAGACUCUGGACUCCUGUCCCCGCUCCGUCCCUCAGAAACCAGUCUCCAAAGUCACGAAGAACCUGAGUCCCAUACAGGAGACCAGUGUGGAGGCCAACUCCCUGACCUCAGUGGACCAGGACCAGGACCAGAACGCUCCAUCACCUGGACCUGUUGGGGGCGCCUUGGAUCCCUGUGACCCGGACGUUCGGCGGCGGCUGUUGGACCGCUGUGAUGUCACUUCCUCUCCUGGUUUUCACUCUGAAUCCCGGCCCCUCCCUCCUGUGUGCGGCUGUCUGCAGCUUGAGGGCGAAGUGUAUCGUAUCUACUCCAGAGUGGUGGAUGGAGGGAGUUUCUCCAUCUAUAGUGGAGCUACAGAGGAAGACUGUGUGUUAAUCAAGGUGGACAGCUGCUGCGUUCCCUGGGAUUUUCAUCAGUUUAAUCGCCUGAAGAAGAGCUCCGCCGCCGCCAGCCUCCCUCUGAUCAGCUGUUUCCUGUUCCUGGACGGAUGCGUCACUGUCUACACAUGUCCACCUGAUCACAUUUUCACUGAGCUCACAGAGUGUGUAUCCAGUGAUGACUCAGUGUGUCAUACAGCUGUUGUUCUGCUGCAGCUGGUGUCUCAGCUUCACUCCUGCAGAGUGCUCCAUGCAGCGCUGCAGCCGAGACUCCUCACCUGUUCUCACAGAGGUCUGAUGUGUCCUGACUGGGUCUUCCCGGUGGACUGGUCUUCCUCUGUGGACCUGGACCUCCAGGACGUCACGUCGGUCCAGCAGCUGCCCUCAGCUCACACUUACAUCAGUAUGGGUCUCCUGGAGCCGACCGCCCCCCCACAGCUGGUGGACCUAGUGGGUCUGGCUGAAACUGUCCACCUCCUCCUGACCAACAGCAGGAUGGUCCUGGUGAAAGACGACGGCGGCUGGAUGGUAGAGCGGUUCAGUGGAGACGAUACCUGCGACAUGUUCUCCAGGAUGUGGAGGAUGUUUUUCCGCUCACUGCUGAACGCCGGCGGUCGCUCCUCAUUGUCCGUCCUGUCGGAGCUGAAGGAGCAGCUGUCAACACUUCACCACUGAAAUAUCAGCUGUUCAUUGUGUCUGCUGUUGAUCUUUAUAUCUGUGUUUAUAUCUGUUAUAUCUAUAUCUGUGUUUCAUGUCUAACUAAAUAAAAAAGUUGUUUUAUAGUAUUUUGUUGUUUUAAUUUCACCCAAAAAUAAG
This is a messenger RNA of Seriola dumerili (greater amberjack), 1811 nucleotides long. RefSeq lists its product as uncharacterized. Lineage: Eukaryota; Metazoa; Chordata; Actinopteri; Carangiformes; Carangidae. The coding region runs from base 84 to 1670 and encodes 528 amino acids. Gene Ontology annotation, molecular function: protein kinase activity. The record is from RefSeq and is a predicted model, not a curated record. The transcript is spliced from 14 exons. Gene Ontology annotation, biological process: meiotic sister chromatid cohesion, centromeric; mitotic spindle assembly checkpoint signaling.